Messenger RNA from Cherax quadricarinatus, 1173 nucleotides. RefSeq lists its product as uncharacterized. NCBI's taxonomy places the organism in Eukaryota, Metazoa, Arthropoda, Malacostraca, Decapoda, Parastacidae. The record is from RefSeq and is a predicted model, not a curated record.
UAUCCACGGAAACUUUGUGAAACCGUCAAGAACAUUCGACAUGAUUGGUAUAGUUCAACGAAGUGAACUUUUAAUUCUUCUGAAUAUAAGCUUACGUUGUACAUUACGUAUAUAGAGGUACGAAUAUGUGGCAUGCGCAUGUGGUAUGUGCGUAUGUUGCAGUGUGUAGGUGUAUUCGUCUGCAUACACCAGGACAAUGCUAUCAUGGGCGUAAAGACCGACCAAUAGGAGAGAGGGGCGUAGCUCGCUGGGAGGGAGGGAUGUACCACAGUACAUAAACCCCGGCACCGGUUAGAAGGAGGUCAGUCGCAUCCCAGCCAUUGCAACGCGCAGCGAACUCAAGCGGCUUCCCUCUACGCCACCUCCUCGUGCAGAAGACACCGCUGUCACACAUCUCUCCCCCUCGAUCUGCAGCAGCUAUGGUAGCGUGGCAGGUGAUGCUGGCGGUGGUCUGCUUGGCGAUCGCCCCUACAAUGGCCCAGAUCACCUUCUCCCGUUCUUGGGUGCCUCAGGGCAAGAGGUCCGGGAGUGGCGGGUCCCUCGUCAACGCUCCAGGGGCUCCUGACCUAACAAUUGACCCCUGCAGGGACGUCAGACUGACCACUCUCACCCAGGUUGCCUCACAUCUGGUUGAACUGAUGGACGAUGCCUCUGAAGGGACACAAGACGAUGCUCUUCGUCUCAAACAUGCUCUUGUUGCCCGGCGCCAAAGAAUGUUAUAGAUCUGAUAAAGAAGCAGCAGGCACUAUGGCAGUCUACCUCAACCUGAGACUUUACCGUCAAGCUUCAACCUUACACUGUUUACCGUCAAGCUUCAAUCUAACACUGUUUACCGUCAAGCUUCAACCUUACACUGUUUAUCGUCAAGCUUCAACCUUACACUGUUUACCGUCAAGCUUCAACCUUACACUGUUGACCGUCAAGCUUCAACCUUACAAGUGUAUAACUCACAUCUGAAGCUCAAGUUUACCCACCAGUGUGUAUGCUAUUUACUUCACCUAACACUGCGUAUAUGGGCGUACCACGAGUACUUUAACGCCCCAUAAUAUAACCUUGAUCAAAUAUAAAAUUUAUUAAAAGAUAGACCAAACAGCAUCUGAUUAACAGUUUAAUGAAACACCUUUGUAUUGAUGAUCUUCAUUACAGAAUAAAGUUAUAUUAAUAAUAUUUGUU